AUGCAUUCCUCUGCUCUGAUUGCGAUUGCGAUCACCGUCUUUGCUUUCAUCCAGCUAACAGCGCAUGUUUUUUGCGACGUCCAACAGCCCCUGUCCCUCCUCCUCAAGGGCAGCCCUCUCAUCGACGAGCUGGCUCUGUACGAUGUUGUCAACACCCCCGGCGUUGCUGCCGACCUUUCUCACAUCUCCUCCCCCGCGAAAGUGACUGGCUACCUGCCCGCCAAUGACGGCGCAAAGGCCGCUUUCAAGGAUGCCGACGUCAUCGUCAUCCCCGCUGGCAUUCCCCGCAAGCCUGGCAUGACCCGUGACGAUCUCUUCAACAUCAACGCCGGCAUCGUCAAGGGCCUCAUUGAGGUCAUUGCUGAUGUUGCCCCCAAGGCCUUUGUCCUCGUCAUCUCCAACCCCGUCAACUCCACCGUCCCCAUUUCCGCCGAGGUCCUCAAGGCCAAGAAGGUCUUUGACCCCAAGCGCCUCUUUGGCGUCACCACUCUUGACGUUGUCCGUGCCGAGACUUUUGUUGCCGAGAUUGUCGGCGAGUCCCAGCCUCAGAAGCUCACCAUCCCCGUUGUUGGUGGCCACUCUGGCGAGACCAUCCUGCCCCUCUUCAGCGCCGCCCAGCCCGCUGUCAACAUCCCUGCCGACAAGUACGACGCUCUUGUCAACCGUGUGCAGUUUGGUGGUGACGAGGUCGUCAAGGCCAAGGAUGGUGCCGGCUCCGCCACUCUCUCCAUGGCAUAUGCUGGCUUCCGAUUUGCCGAGAAGCUGCUUCGUGCCGUCAAGGGCGAGCAGGGUCUCGUUGAGCCCAGCUACGUCUACCUGCCCGGCGUGCCCGGAGGUGAGGCUGUUGCCAAGGCCACUGGCGUCGACUUCUUCUCCGUCCCCGUCACUCUUGGACCCAAUGGUGUGGAGAGCGUGGCCAACCCUCUUGAGAAGAUCACCGAGAAGGAGAAGGAGCUCCUGGCAAAGGCCGUCGAGGGCCUCAAGGGCAACAUCCAGAAGGGCGUCGACUUUGCCCACAACCCUCCCCAAAAGUAA
Messenger RNA from Trichoderma aggressivum f. europaeum, 1035 nucleotides. RefSeq lists its product as uncharacterized. Bases 1 to 1035 code for a protein of 344 amino acids. NCBI's taxonomy places the organism in Eukaryota, Fungi, Ascomycota, Sordariomycetes, Hypocreales, Hypocreaceae. Gene Ontology annotation, biological process: malate metabolic process; tricarboxylic acid cycle. The record is from RefSeq and is a predicted model, not a curated record. The transcript is spliced from 5 exons. Gene Ontology annotation, molecular function: L-malate dehydrogenase (NAD+) activity. Gene Ontology annotation, cellular component: cytoplasm; cytosol.